This is a messenger RNA of Penicillium olsonii, 2157 nucleotides long. The record is from the annotation of a GenBank genome assembly. NCBI's taxonomy places the organism in Eukaryota, Fungi, Ascomycota, Eurotiomycetes, Eurotiales, Aspergillaceae.
AUGUUAAGACCGGUUGCUCUGUCGGUGAUCCCGUCCUGCCGCGAAGCCAUAUCCUGGUCGGCAGAGGGUGAAAUUGCAAUUGCGGCUGGCGAAUACUUCCAAAUUCUGACGCCGUCAUUUGCUCGAGCUAACACUGCACUCGGCUCAGAGCCAGACUGGAAUGUGACUCGUGUGCGAGCUAAUCUAUUCACAAAUGCUGAAUGGCCCGCUUUCCUUCCUGGAGAUCGAGAUCAGUUCUCAAUCGCGGGAGAACAGUCUCCAGCCAACAUCAUUGCCUUGGCUUGGUCACCAGCAGGACUUGGCAAAUACCGACGCAGCGUGCUUUUAGUACUGACCUCGAACCUGGUGCUAUCCAUUUGGGAGCCUCUCGGCCUGAAACAGCAAUGGACUCGAGUUGGGGUUGUCAAUCAUGCAUUCUGGCCUCAGCCUGAACAUUCCCAGGACCCGACUGCGCACGGGUUCCAAAAGACAAAUAUUCGAUCUUUCACCUGGUGUGAUUCCCCCAAGGCUUCGACUUUGAGGUCCGAAGGCUCUACACUUCCAGCGCUUGAAACGCGCUGGGGAGCCUCUCUACUGGCAGUCGCAAAUGAUUUUAAUGAGAUCAGCUUGAUACAACUCCGUAGAUCACCCCCAACCGAUGGCUCCUCUCGGCAUUAUGAGCUGCACGUCUUGGCCACUCACUCCCUCGAUGACCAGGAACGACCCAAUAGCCUGCUAUGUCCUGGUUCUCUCUUUGAGAAAGCCAUGAGGGAGAGACAACGAACCACCUCGCUAUCUUGUGGCCCAUGGCUGGUUUCGGAUCACGAGACCCCCGGGAACUCUGAACGAAAUGUUGCAAUGAUAGCUGCUGUCUGUGGAACGCAGCUUCGGCUUGUGAAGAUUGAUCUCUUUUUGGAAUCGUCAAUUCAAGACGACGUGCAGCAAAUCGUUUUGUCGGCCAAUCUAGAAGACCACCCCAUGGGGCGGUCGAAGGAGCGAUGGGAUCAAAAUCAUAUCACUGGCCCCCUCGGGUGGAUGCACACGGAAUCGUCUUCAAGCAUGGUUCUAGCCGUGGGUGUCAUGGCAGGGUUUAUCACCAUUAGCAUGCAUCGCGAAAUGUAUGAUACAACCGGUUCCAAUUCCCCUGACCUACAGGUCCGCGAAUGGCCGAUUGUUGAACCCGAAAAUGAAGACACCCCAAAUCGCAAGGGAAGGCACCUGGAGCCUAUCUACGGAAUGCUCCCGGCAACUAACCAACAAGGUCGCACAUGCAAACUCCACUUAGGCACACUUGGUGGAGUUGGCUUGACCACAGAGUUGUCCCAAAUCGAAGCGGGCAAGACUCCGCAACAGCCGCAGUGGAAACGCAUGGUUGAGGACAUACAGGAACAAUAUGACUUGGAUCAUGAUCUUGGGGGAACAUCAGUAUCGAGAAUUUGGGGAUUGGCCACUUAUCGGGGUAUCACGGCAGCGAUUUCCACCUUCCACCCAACGGAUAUGAUCGAAUACCGAGUAUCCAGUGAUGACGUGUCUACCCUUGUCUUUUCAGAGGAGUUUGGGCGUAUACCAGACACUCGAGCUGUGUUCACGCCGUGGAUGGCUAAUGGACAACCCCCUGACCACAACCGAAUUGGAGAAGUGAUGCAUUUCGUUCUCCCUGGUGCCGAUGGGGACGUUGAUCCGGAUGAGGAAGGCCAGCGACUUAUCUAUGUUGUUGCCUGUCGAGCAAUAGUGGGAGAAAGUGACCAAGCGAUUCGAACCCUUACUCAACGUUCUCUGGAGCGUUUGGCCAUAGUGACGGGAGCAGAUUUGACUGAUGAGAUUUCAAAAUGCGGCAGCCCCCCUUCAUUAUUAGAUGCAAAGUCUGCAGAUCAAAUCACCGGCCCUGGAGGAUACAUAUAUGAGAGAUGCGAGGUUUGCGAUGCAGGAAUCGGGUGGUCCUCGACCCAGCAGGCCCGUUGUGCCAAUGGUCAUCUCUGGCUUCGAUGUGGGGUGUCUUUCCUUGCAAUUCAAGAGCCUGGAAUCUCCAAGUAUUGCUCCUUCUGUCGAACGGAAGCCCUUGACGAGGAGUAUGUCGCCGCGGCACUUGGCCACGAAAUGAGCAAAACAGCCAGAGGCCUCUUCGAGACCUUUGAUGCCUGUCUACAUUGCGCGGGUAAAUUUCAAGCAAUUUACUAG